GUGGCUAUGGUUGUGGCAAGCAGUGGGUGGAUACAAAAUGUCAAUUUUCCCUCAAAUCAAAAUGACAGUAACUUAAACUCUGGUUCUGUGGUGGAUAACAAUAAAAUGACUGCCAAAGGUAUACUUAUGUGUCGGGAUAAUUCCCACGCGUUCCAAGACAGGACACUUAAUUUGGAUCAACCUGUUAAGAUAGGUAGGUCUGUUGCUCGAACGCGUGCAGCUAAUGAUAAUGCAAUAUUCGACUGCAAGGUAUUGUCACGGAACCAUGCAUUGCUGUGGUACAACGCCGGUAAGUUUUUCCUCCAAGAUACCAGAAGCAGCAACGGCACGUUUGUCAAUAAUCAACGGCUCAGCGCCACGGGCUCCGAGUCAGCUGCUAAAGAAGUUUGCUCGGGCGAUAUUGUGCAAUUUGGCGUUGACGUGGUGGAAAGUACCAAAAAAGUGACCCACGGUUGCAUUAUCGCCACUUUGAAGCUGUAUUUACCGGACGGUAAGGAGGCCAAAGCAAGCAGGAGCAUGUACAUGACCAGCGCCGCUGGAGAUGUUACGCUUGAGGAUCUUUACAAGCUUAAUCAAUAUCUCCAAGAGGCCAGCAGACGUGAGAAAGUUCUUCAGUCAAAGUUGGCUUAUUUGGAGAAGCUUGUUGACAAUACCAAGAAAGCCGCCAGCCAGUCUUGGAAGGCCUUGAUUGAUGAGGACCGUCUCUUGUCAAGGAUAAAAACUGUCGAGAGUCAGCUUAUUGUUUAUACGAAAAAUUACAGCGAGGACAAAGUCAGGAAUGAGAUAUUGAAGCUGGAGGAGGAAAAAUCCCAGUACCAGAUUGCUGCGAAAGAAGCCUUGGAGAAAGUUCAUCAAGAAAAACUCCAAGUUACGGAAAAAUUGAUAAAUCUUGAGAGUCGGUUGAAUGAAACUGAAGAAGAAUGCCAGAGUUUACAUGAGAUUGCUAAGCACGCUCAGAUAGAGUUGCAGGAGCUUGCUGCCAAGUACUCGAACGCGCAGAAAAAUUUAGCCCAGGUAGAAGCUACACUUGCGGAUAAAGAGCAAGCUUCCAGGGAGAUGGUUGAGCGUGCUUUGCAGCAGAAAGAAUACUUGACCCGAAAAGUAAAUCAUCAUUCGGAAAUUGGUCAAGUGCUUCAUCAUAAGCUUGAUAUGAAUCGUCUUGAUUCUAUGAAAAUUCAUAAAAAAAUAACUGGCCUUAAAAAUUACAUGCAAACGCUCAAAGAUAUUAACGCUAAAUUGAUGUCUGAAGAGUCUAAAGACGGUGUCAAUCCAAUUGAAAUAAUAAAUGCCAUUCUUGAGACACUUAAUGGCAUGAUAGCCGAGACUGAGACCAUUGACAUCUCGCCGGACAAAUUGAAGAGCUUCAACGACCUUGAGUUUGGGUUGUUGAAGAACGCUGAGGAUGAUUUUGCGAAGUACAUUGUACCGCCGUCAUCGCGGACUACUAUUAACGGUAAAAAUGAUGAAAAUCACACGGAAAAGUCCGAGCAGGAUGACGACGCUGGUUCUGAAGUUAAUUAUGAUAGCUCUAGUACAACUAGCGAAGACACGCACAGUUUGGUAGGUAGCGAAGGGUCCAAUGAAGAAAAGUCAGUCGUUGAAAUGAAACUGGUGAAUAAUGCUAGUCUGGAUGAGGAGCAAUCGGAAGUGACUAAUAAAUUAGAAGUUACAUUUGCAGAUGACAACGGCAGAGAACUCAUUGAGAGCUAUCAUCAUCAUCAUUAUCAUCAUCAUUCAAAUGAUAAUAAUAUUGAGGAUGAAUCGGAUGAAUCUACGGAUACUAUUUCUGCCUUGUCAUCAUUACCGUCCACGUUAAUUAAGCCAGACAAGGAUCAAUUUAUUGCUGAUAAUGAAAAUUUAACGAUGAUAAUGAAUGACGUUAAGGAGGAGGUCGUUGAAGAAAAGGAAAAGGAAGAAACGGAUGGAGAUUACAUCAAGACACUGAAGCCCGUUGGAAAGACAACUUGUGACUGCUCAUCUCAGUCUUUGCACACUCGGGAGUACAUUCUUGAUUUGUUCAUGUCUUCGCUUGACUCUCUGGAUAAUGAUGAUGACGCAGAAGCUCAGCUAGCUGUUAAAAAAGAGCUAGAGCAAGUGCGCAGUUGGUUCGUCAAUGAAUCCAGCGAUUUGCUUGUUGAUAAACUUAAGGAGUUAUAUUACAAGGCUAAAAAUGAAAAGUCGCGUAUGCAAGAGAUAAAUGAACAAUUGGUUAUUCUUAAAGAGAAAUUUAAUACGUGUAAUGAAGAUAAAAAUGAUCUGGCUAAGCAGUAUGCUACUUUGAAGUCCGAGUGUGGUGAUUUUAUCAACACCAGUUACAGUGUUCCUAUCCAGUAUAUUGCACCAAUAUUAAUUGCCUUUUUGUGGCUACUCAUGGAAAAAAUGUUCUAAUUUACUCACUAUUAAUUGAUAUUAAAUUAAAAUAUAUACAUAGUUAAUUAAUCACGAGAUUGAAUAAUUAUAUUUAUCAUAUUCUUUCAUCGAUUGUUGUAAAUACUCGUAUUAAAUAAUAUUCAUUGUAUUUUAAUUAAUCUAACACUGCGAAUAUUUCAAAAUAAUAUUUAAUUAAUCUAAGAAUUAAAUUUUUUAUGAGUGAAUAAUUAAUACGCAAUGACUCAUUGUAGUCAAUAAAAACAAUAAAACCACGUAUUGUAAAAUUUAAGUUUGUGUUUAAUUAAAAAUGUAAUUAGAUUAGAUAUUAAUCACAGGACAAUACUUGUAUGUGUAAUAAGCUGCCAAUUUUAAUAUCAAUUAAAAAUUUUCUUAUAUUAAACGAAAAAUAAAAACAAUAUGUUCCUUUA
Molecule: messenger RNA, 2798 nt
Organism: Cotesia glomerata
Lineage: Eukaryota; Metazoa; Arthropoda; Insecta; Hymenoptera; Braconidae
Gene: Slmap
Product: sarcolemmal membrane-associated protein
Exons: 1
Coding region: 7-2388 (793 amino acids)
Molecular function (GO): protein binding
Source: RefSeq, a predicted model, not a curated record